Molecule: messenger RNA, 6325 nt
Organism: Bombyx mori (domestic silkworm)
Lineage: Eukaryota; Metazoa; Arthropoda; Insecta; Lepidoptera; Bombycidae
Exons: 2
Coding region: 104-2062 (652 amino acids)
Biological process (GO): proteolysis; DNA integration
Molecular function (GO): aspartic-type endopeptidase activity; nucleic acid binding
Source: RefSeq, a predicted model, not a curated record
UAACCAGUUAACAUCUAAACUUCAUUGCAAUAUAGUUUCAAAUAAACCAAAUAAUAAUAAUAAAUCACAAGGAAAGAAUGCACGUAAUUACCGACCUUGUAUAAUGUGUAAUGAUUUACAUCCGCUAUAUUCAUGUCAAAAGUUUUUGGACCUUAGUGUACAAAAUAGAUUAAAAUUUAUCCAAACUAAGCAGUUGUGCCCUAAUUGCAUGCGUCCAGGACAUACUGUUGACACCUGUGUGUUCGGGCCGUGUCGAAAAUGUGAUAAAAAACAUAAUUCAUUAAUUUUCGAUGUAAUUAAAAAUUAUGAUCAUAGUUUCCCUAAAGUUACGUUGCCAUCUUGUGAACAAUCAGCCGUCCCGUCUAAUACGAAAGAUAACUCGAACGCACACUCUUUUCAGGCGCAAACUACUGACACAAUUGAUAACAUGCAUCCAGCGCAACCAGUUUUGCUGUCCACAGCUAUUGUAGAAAUACGUAGCCAGUCGGGUGUUUACCAUCAAGCGCGCGCUCUACUCGAUAGUGGCAGCGAACGUUCAUUCAUCACACAAACACUUUGUGACAAAUUAAAUCCACCAGUAAUACAGUCCACUCAAGAAAUUCACGGCGUAGGUAAUACAAUAACACAGUGUUCGCAAUCCUGUGAUAUUGAGAUCAAAUCACGCACUGGUAGUUAUGCUGCACGCAUUCAGUGUUUAAUUCUACCACAAAUAACAUCAAACUUACCUAUGAAGACAUAUAACGUUAAUUUGUUUACCAUACCGGAUAACAUUGUACUUGCAGAUCCGACGUUUUAUGAUAGUCAGCAGAUUGAUUUAUUAAUAGGCGCGGAUUUGUUUUGGGAAUUAGUUAGAGAAGGUAAAAUACGACUUAAAAAUGGCCCCUAUCUCCAAAAUACGCAUCUUGGUUGGAUAAUCUCGGGCUCAUUUCAAUAUAUUACACGCAAACAAAGACAUGUUAGCUGUAACUUUACGCAAACCGUUGACAGUGACACAUGCUCAUUAGAUCAAUUAUUACGAAGUUUUUGGGAAAUCGAAGAAUUACCAAUUAAUUUUCCUAAGUUAAGCUACGAAGAGCGCGCCUGUGAGGAGCACUUUAUUAAAACAACCUCACGGACGGCCGACGGGCGGUUUAAGGUUCGAUUUCCGUUCAAGCACUCUCCGAAGUUACUAGGUGACACGCGCACACAAGCUGAACGUCGUUUUUAUGCCUUAGAAAAAAGGUUACAACGCAAUCCUACUUACAAACAAAUGUAUAUCGACUUUAUACACGAAUACAUUAACUUAGGCCACAUGAGUCUUGUACACAGUUAUCAAACACCACAUUAUUUUUUACCUCAUCACGGUGUGUUUCGAGAACAUUCCACUACUACAAAGUUGCGUGUAGUCUUCGAUGCUAGUAUGGCUUCCACUUCGGGGUUAUCAUUAAAUGACUUGCAGAUGAUCGGUUCAGCUAUACAAGGCGACUUAAUCGCGAUUUUACUUAGAUUUCGGGAAAACAGGUAUGUAGCUUGCGCAGACAUAGAGAAAAUGUACCGUCAAGUACUUAUAGAAGAUGAUGAACGAGAUUAUCAGCUGAUCUUGUGGAGAGACGAUCCUUCCAAACCACUCAUGGUAUAUCAAUUAAAUACUGUUACCUAUGGUACCGCUUCGGCACCGUUUUUAAGCUGUAGAUGUUUAAAACAAUUAGCGCAUGAGUGUGAGGUUCCGUAUGUGAAAGAAACUAUUAAUGAUAAUUUUUACGUGGACGACUUAAUUUGCAGUGCAAAUAGUAUUUCAAAAUUAAAUCAAAUUUGCGAAGGUACUGAUAAGGUUUUAAAAUCGGCUUGUUUAAUUUUACGUAAAUGGAUUUUUAACUUUGACUGCGCUGAUAAUGACGAUGCGCAAAAUGUUACAAAAAAACUCGGCCUAGCAGGAGAUAACGUUCAAAACAAAACUUUAGGUAUUGGAUGGAAUAAUAAGUUAGAUGAAUUAAUGUUUUACACACAAAUUAAGUAUGAUGCCAACAACAUUAUUACGAAACGCAUUAUUUUAUGGGCGCAUCACAAAUUUAUGACCCCUUAGGUUUAAUUAGUUCAGUUAUUAAUAUCGCUAAGAUAUUAUUACAAAAAUGUUGGCUGUUGAAACUUAAUUGGGAUGAACCGAUUCCUUGUGACAUCGCGCAAGCAUGGGAUCGAUUUGUUUCUUGCCUAUCAUUGUUAAAUAACAUACACAUAUCGCGCUAUGUUAUGUGAAAUAUAGUCAAGUAAGCAGCAACGAAUGAGUGUUAGCCAUUCAAAAGCUAAUGCUCAGUUAUUAAAAUGGAAUUUAUUUAUUGAUAAUAAUCUUUUAAUACGUGUCGGUGGACGUAUUCAGAAUUCACUCGAUUUUAGUUACGAUAAACAUUAUCCUAUUUUGUUACAUUCUAAACAUAAUUUUACAGUUUUAUUGUUUAAAUACGAACACAUUCGAAUGAUGCAUGCUGCGCCGCAACUUUAUUUUGUGUACGUUACGAGAGUCAUGGUGGCCUAUUGGAGGUCGUAAUCUUGCUAAGAAGCUGGUACAUAGUUGUAUGAAGUGUGCCCGAUUGCGCGCAGUAACUGUUAAUCCCAUAAUGGGGAAUCUGCCUCGAGAACGAUUGCAGCCAGGUUUUCCCUUCUUACGCUGUGGAGUGGAUUAUGCAGGACCAGUGUUCAUUUUAAAUCGUAGGGGUAGGGGAGCAAGAUUACAAAAAUCGUAUAUAUGUUUAUUUGUAUGUUUUGCUUCACGCGCCGUACAUCUCGAGCUUGUAACUGACCUUUCAUCAGAUGCUUAUUUGUUGGCACUGAAGAGGUUCAUUUCACGUCGAGGAAAACCUAUUGAAAUAUACUCCGAUAACGGGCGCAACUUUGUAGGCGCAAUGAAUGAAUUCGCAAAGUUUUUAAAUUGUUGUUCAGAUGACAUUAAGGCAUACGCGAUUUCUCAAAAUAUAAAUUUUAGAUUGAUACCGUGUUAUGCUAGUCAUUUUGGGGGCUUGUGGGAGGCUGGUAUUAAAAGCUGUAAGUAUCAUUUGCGGCGUGUGGUUGGCAACGCACACCUUACAUUUGAAGAAAUGAGCACAGUACUAUCGCAGGUUGAAGCUAUCCUCAACUCCCGACCCUUAAACCCUAUGUCCUCAGAUCCACAGGAUUUUCUUCCACUUACCCCAGCUCAUUUUUUGGUUGGCCGUCCGCUAACUGCACCUGUACCUGAUGACCUUCAAGAUGUUCCGGCUAGUCGACUUACCAGAUACCAGAGAGUUGAACAGAUCCGCCAGCACUUCUGGAGCCGCUGGGCUAAAGAAUACGUGUCAGAGAUGCAAACCAGGAGCAAAUGGUACCAACAUAAGGGUGAGCUCAAGGAAAACAUGUUGGUUCUUAUAAAAGAUGACAACUUACCGCCAUUGAAAUGGAGCUUGGGACGAAUUAUCAAAACAUAUCCAGGCAAAGACAGCUUGUCACGUGUGGCUGAUAUUCGCAAAGAGGAUGGGAUAGUGAGACGGGCAUUCUCCAAAAUCUGUCCGCUUCCCUUACAUGAAGAAUGAUUACGCACGAUAGCAGCUGCUGGGUUCCUGAAUGAUCACCGCCAAUUGUUGGAACCUGGUGCUUCCAAGGCCGGGAGCAUGUUAACGAAUCAACGUCGCGUCAUACAUUGAUGGCUGUGAUUGGCCAACGAUGACGUCAUAUCGCACGAACCAAUCACAAAACAGGAAACGCAACAGUGGCACCAAUUGUCAAAAUUUAAAAUUAAUAUAACACGAAGAAAAAAGAUGGACGCGCAUUUCAAUUUUGUAUUUGUAAAAUAAUUAAAAACAAUAUAAUGAGUAUUUGAAGAAGUAAACGCAUUUAUUCAUUUUCUUGGCCACCUCAAGAUACAUCUAAGAAAUAGACGCAACAGUACGUAACAAAAAUUAUCUCUGGAAAUUUACUAAUUAAUGAGCGAAGCAGUUUUAAUUUCAGUGAUAGGCGGUGCAAUGGUGAAAACGUGAUGAUGAUAUUAGGACGCGACGAUGAAAAAUUCCACAGUGUAAUCCCCAUAUUAAAUAUUUAUCGUCUUUAACUUUUUUUAUUUUUUAUUUCUUAUAUGUGUGGACGAGCUGGUGUUAAGUGGUUACUGGAGCCCAUAGACAUCUACAACUUAAAUGCGCCACCCACCUUGAGAUAAGUUCUCAGGUCUCAGUAUAGUUACAACGGCUGCCCCACCUUUCAAACCGAAACGCAUUACUGCUUCACGGCAGAAAUAGGCAGGGUGGUACCUACCCGUGCGGACACACAAGAGGUCCUACCACCAGUGAAAACUAACUCUCAAUUAAUAAUCCUCACGAAAUUUAAUCAGCGAAUUCAGAUAAAACUCCUUAACGGGAUUACCGUAAUACAAUGUUUUCGGCUGUUGCCGGGUGUUAAUUGGAAUUCCGAGACAAUUAAUUGAACGCGAGUCCGCGAAAGCUCUCGCCUUAUUUGUCACAAUAAAAGAUGUGCUCUCGUCUCUGUUUCAAAACUGUUUUUAAUAUUCCCGUUUCGUCUUUGGCUCGCCGUGUGGCUAUUUCCUUUUUGUUUUGAAGCGGACGAAUUGAGCGUUUUUGUUUGUACAAGUUCAGAGCAGCUGGAGCGAAGGUAAUCUCUUUUACGUUUGUUGGAUUUGAGACUGAUUUUCUUUUUUUUUUCAUCAGGGUCCGCGCUUUCUCGUGUUUAUGCGGCCUUCGUACCAGCACAGAGGGACUUACGGACGGCCAGAUACUCGUUACGCGUGAAAUUUUAAAAACUGAACAAGCUAAUGUUUUGUCUUUAUAGAAUUCCCGUUUUUACGGUUUGUACAUACCUUACUCAUUACGUUGACGUGCAGUGCGUCGUCAUUGUGGUGGUGUCAAAUUAUUUAUUAUAUUCUUGUAUAGCAGUGCACUUAGCAACACGUACUCGAUAACACGCUACCAUUUGUACUUAACUAACAUAAUAAAGGUGCUCAAACAACGUACUCUUUUGGAUCUCUACAAACUUGUUCUACAAAACUGUUCCAUGGGGAGUGCUCUGAGGAAUUAUUCGAGAUGAUACCGGCAUCUCGCUUUUACCACCGCAUCGCCCGGCCCCGGAGUAGAGUUCAUCCAUACUACCUGGAGCCACUGCGGUCAUCCACAGUGCGCUUCCAGAGAUCUUUUUUGCCACGCACCAUCCGGCUAUGGAAUGAGCUCCCCUCCACGGUGUUUCCCGAGCGCUAUGACAUGUCCUUCUUCAAACGAGGCUUAUGGAGAGUAUUAAGCGGUAGGCAGCGGCUUGGCUCUGCCCUUUGCAUUGCUGAAGUCCAUGGGCGACGGUAACCACUCACCAUCAGAUGGGCCGUAUGCUCGUCUGCCUAAAAGGGCAAUAAAAAAAAAAAACUUCCCCUUGGACCCCAACACCGUUGUUCUUUUAAAGAGACAGCAUAUGCUUACGUAUAUACUUAAGAUACCUACUUAAGACUCUGUUAUUUAAACUAUGUCAAUGGAUAAUCUCUCGGCCACGUGCUCAGGAACGAUAGAUACGUGCUGCUGCAGUUGAUAAUUAUGGGCAAAGGGGACGGAAAGAGACCUGUUGGGCGAAGAAAGAAGUCAUGGCUCCGGAAUAUCCGGGAGUGGACCGGUAUUGCCUCUGUAGAACAGCUGUUCCGGCUGGCUGCUGAUAGAGAUGAAUACAGGAAGCUAACGGCCAACCUUCAGGAUUGAAGAGGCACUGGAAGAAGAAGAAGAAUGGAUAAUCAAGGUCACAGAUAAGUGGUCAAUCAAAACGAAACUACUCAAAGAACUAAGCAUUCUACUAUUUGAUGUUAUGAAAGUCUUAGUAGUGAUUUCAAUUCCAAGAAAGUUACACAAAUUUAAAUUUUGCUACUCAUGUUAUCCGAAACAACUGCUGCAAGCUGAGGAACUUUAAUACUUUUCUUAAGCUUUUGGAUUGUACUUUAAAUAAAUCUGUCCUAUAUCAAUACAAAUUUGCUACUAUAUUCUAUUGAAAAACAUGAUCUAGAAAUAGGAGUAAUCAUAAAUUUGUAAAGAAAUCCUCCUCCGCCAUUCGUGCUCCUCAUAUCUAAGGGUCGUGACUACCUCCAUCCAAGAGUUUAGUCCUCACGACAUUAUGCCAUCUCGCCCUGUCCAUUGGCUAUUCUGAGAGAAUGGCGGAAUAGAAGGUGGCGAGGACCUGGUCAAACCAACCUAUUGGACUGCGCCCACGCGAUCUUCUUCCUUAUACAUAUUUCCUUUCAAGUAUUCCAAAUAACUCUGCCUAUCCUGGCAAUGUGUCCGAGGUACUAUAUUUCUCGCUUGAGUAAAUAAUCAAGUAAAAAUAAAGCAUUUUUAUUACAUAA